AUGGAAAACUCUGACGGCUUUAUUCCCAUAGCUGCAAUUUUCUAUGCGGUUUUCCAUCCGACCCAGGGAACAAAGAUUGUCCAUCAGGUUCCUGAAGGGUCUAUCUCCACAAUUCACGAACGUGCUAAUACUCUCUUCAAUUUCGACACAGUGAAAAAUUAUGUCAUACCGAAGCCGCAUCUCUGCAACAAGCUCAUAUCGUUCAAGAUCAACAAGUUCAAGGUGAUUGGGUAUCCUGUAAAUAUUGAAAAUGACCAGUACUCGCGUAACUCCUUCAAUUUCAACUUUUGUUUUGUGUUUCCGUACGAUAUUGGAGAUGUGACUCCAUACGAGCCCGCAAUUAGACGCAUGGGCAAGAUGUUCCAGGUUCUCGAGGAGCAGAAUUUUAUGUUGAGCAAGUUGGAUAAGGACAACUCAUUCUUCAAGAAGAGUAACGUCUCGAACGCCACCGCCAAUACAAAUAUCCAUAUGAACACCCCGGGUUAUCUGAAGACGAAAAGGAUCAAUCUUUCCUCAAUUGAGUCUUUAAUCAAUCAGAUCUAUCAGGAUUUGAACAAUUACUCCGAGUGCUGUAUUCCUCUAGAUAGUGCCAAUUCAGUAGAUAUCAAGCUUUUCCCCAUAUUGCCUCCUCCGAUUAAUAUCAAAGCUUUCCAGGUCCCAAUUGCCACUGUUAAACUCAAUUCUUUAGUAGAUGUAAACUGGGAUCCAACAAUGAUCAAGAUCUUGCCGUAUAUUAAUGGGCUCAAUUCUGUCAAGAAAAUCAGCGAAUUAGCCGAUGCAAACUAUGUUUUGACGAAACAGUGUAUCCAGCACUUGAUGCACUACAAAUGUAUCGAAAUUAUAGAUAUCUUUCAGUUCGGAAACAUUUAUGCUCCUACAAAUCAUAUAGGAAGUUUCUUGAAAUCCAAUGCCAAGAUGGCAGAAGAGUGUCAGGCAUAUGUGAUAACAAGCGAUGUAAACUACGAUACAUCAUCUUUCAGUAACACACCCAACAAUUCACCAUUCAACACUUUAAACAACAAUUCUCCAUAUGGAGGAUCGCUCUUGAAAAGAAUGAAUCCAGUGUAUGAACACAGUGCUAGUAAAGGUGCUAUCACUGUUAAAGUUCCAUCAAAGGCUACGCUAUUCUACUUGUACCGAUCUUUGAAUCAGGGUCAGACAGUGAAGGAGUGGUAUAUACAACAUCGUAAACUAUUGGUAAAUGUGGAUAUCCGUAGAUUCAUCAACUUUGGUGUGCUUCGAGGAAUCAUCUACAGGGUACAUACCUACCCAAUUUUGAACUCUAUCACUCGUCUCAUUGAAAACAACGACGAAGAGCAGUACGCCAAGCUUGUGGAUAUAAUAAGGAAAAAACAUAGACCUAGAAAGAAAGAGGUGCUUUCUCGUCCCAAACUGAGCGAAGGUAAUUUACUCAAAACUCGAGUCAAUGAGCAGGUAUUGAAAACAAGUCAAGGUAAAACAAAGAGAAAAGUCAGCUUCAAUAAGCCACAAAAGGUGAAGCCUCUAAAUGACAUAAUACUAGAAAGCGACAAUGAGGGCGAUUCUGACUCUGACUUUAGCGACGGUGGAUCCUCAAACACAUCAUAUCACUCUGAAGAUGAACUUGAUUCAGAUGAAAUAGAAGAGGAACGUGAUAUGAUCAAUCUCAUCAAAAUGUUGAAGGGUUACCAGUGUUUCGAUAGUAUAUGCACGGAGUUGCAGAAGUCGCGGGCUGAAGUGGAGGCUGAUAUCGAGAAGAUCGGCUCGUAUAGUGUAUUGAAUGGGUAG
This is a messenger RNA of Scheffersomyces stipitis CBS 6054, 1767 nucleotides long. It is a transcript of the gene NPR2, whose product is annotated as nitrogen permease regulating protein. Gene Ontology annotation, molecular function: GTPase activator activity. NCBI's taxonomy places the organism in Eukaryota, Fungi, Ascomycota, Pichiomycetes, Serinales, Debaryomycetaceae. The record is from RefSeq and is a predicted model, not a curated record. Gene Ontology annotation, biological process: positive regulation of autophagy; negative regulation of TORC1 signaling. Bases 1 to 1767 code for a protein of 588 amino acids. The transcript has 5 exons. Gene Ontology annotation, cellular component: vacuolar membrane; GATOR1 complex.